AUUUAUAUAACCAGUCACAUCAUAGCACACUUUUGUUGGCGAAGCCGUCACAUUUGAGUCUCACCCUUCCACAACUUGUUUCGUAAAAUGGAGCGUUAGUCGUCUUCUUCUUCUUCCUCCUCUCUCUCACAACACAAUUAUCUACCCAUUUCUUCGUCAUUCUUAGAUUAAACAAAUUCAAUUUCUAGUUGACCCGUUUCGAUUCACGCAGUCUUUCAGCAUUUCAAAGAAAAUUUCUAGGGUUUUGAUUCGUAAACAAACUUUUGAUAAUGGACCCGGUAGCCCUCGAUAGGAUAAUCGAACGGUUAAUUGAAGUUCGAUCGACUAAACCAGGGAAGUUGGUGCAGCUCUCAGAGGCUGAAAUCAAGCAGCUUUGUGUUGCCUCUCGUGAAAUCUUUAUGAAACAACCUAAUCUUCUUGAACUCGAAGCCCCUAUCAAGAUUUGUGGCGACAUUCAUGGACAAUACAGCGACCUAUUGCGACUCUUCGAAUACGGAGGGUUUCCCCCCCAAUCCAAUUACCUUUUUCUCGGCGAUUAUGUCGAUCGAGGCAAACAAAGUCUGGAAACAAUAUGUCUCUUGCUUGCUUACAAAAUCCGGUACCCUGAAAACUUCUUUCUUCUCCGAGGAAACCAUGAAUGCGCUUCAAUAAACCGGAUUUAUGGGUUUUACGAUGAAUGUAAGCGCCGAUUCAAUGUGAAGCUAUGGAAAGCUUUCACAGAAUGCUUCAACUGUCUCCCUGUCGCUGCACUUGUCGAUGAUAAGAUCUUGUGUAUGCAUGGUGGACUCUCCCCUGAUCUUUCCGAUUUGGAUCAAAUCAGAAACUUACAGCGACCAACUGCCAUUCCCGACACUGGAUUGCUUUGUGAUUUAUUGUGGUCGGAUCCUAGUAAAGAUGUGAAAGGAUGGGGGAUGAAUGAUCGUGGGGUUUCUUACACUUUUGGUCCCGAUAAGGUGUCAGAGUUUUUGACAAAACAUGAUCUUGAUCUUGUUUGUCGUGCUCAUCAGGUUGUGGAAGAUGGGUAUGAAUUUUUUGCUGAGAGGCAACUUGUUACAAUAUUUUCGGCUCCAAAUUAUUGUGGGGAGUUUGAUAAUGCGGGUGCAAUGAUGAGUGUGGAUGAGAAUUUGAUUGUAUUUCCCAAGAUAAUGUUGGUUUUGGAGAAGAAGAAGAAGAAAAAAAAAGUGGGUGUUGCUCUUAGUUUUAUGAAGAUUCAAUCAACUGUUGCAUUUGUGUUGAAACUUGAAAGAAAUGAUGAAGAAUGAGGGAGAAGAGGAGAAAAAUUGUGUUUUAAAAGCUACUACUUACUUACUCUAUUGAAUGUGUCUUGUCUAUAUUUAGCUUUAGUAGACAUUGUGAAUGCUUUUCAUCAUUUUGGAAAAUUGCCAUUAAAACAAACUUGUAGCUGUUCCAUUAACUAAUCCAGAGAGGGCAAUUUGGGUAUUCUUUGUUUAUGUCUGUCAUCUUGAUUUUGUUCAAUCUUUUGGGUACACCAAGGAUCUUAACAUGUUAUGAAUGAAACCAUAUGGUGGAAAACAUUUUACAAAUAAAGUGUUAAAUAUGAC
This is a messenger RNA of Lactuca saligna, 1562 nucleotides long. The record is from the annotation of a GenBank genome assembly. NCBI's taxonomy places the organism in Eukaryota, Viridiplantae, Streptophyta, Magnoliopsida, Asterales, Asteraceae.